Molecule: messenger RNA, 4490 nt
Organism: Schistocerca serialis cubense
Lineage: Eukaryota; Metazoa; Arthropoda; Insecta; Orthoptera; Acrididae
Exons: 20
Coding region: 210-3959 (1249 amino acids)
Source: RefSeq, a predicted model, not a curated record
UCGCCGUCGUGCAGACAGUAGUGCAUCGGCAGGAGUACGGUUGGGUGUUUCAGCGCAGGGCAAGGACGCUCCACAGGGCGCAGGAAACUCCACACAGGGAGGUGCGUCAGCAGACGGGGGACUGGUGGCAGCAGCAGGCGUCCCGCCGCUUCAGAACCGCGGCCCGCUCCGCGAACAGCGCCGCAAUCGAUGAUGACAAUGGCCUGGGGAUGGAGCCUGAAUCAUUGCAGGUGCGCGAGUUCAUUGAAAAACUCGUAGAGAAGCUGGUACACGGCGGGCUGGAUGACGUGUGUGUUGGCAAACUCCACUCUCACCCAGACUAUGACCGCAUGUUUGCCUGCCACCACGCGAAUCUGUGUGAAGCUCUUGCCAGGCUUUCAUUUGCUUUGCAGAUGGCAAUUGCCAAUAAGCCUUUACCAGAGGAAGACUCACCAACAGCUGCUCAUGCUGCCCUAAAGAAGUUAAUUCAUAAAAUAAUAGGAGAAGCAAUGACUCUUCCACCUAUGCAGCAGGUGGAUGUUAGAAAAGCAGCUAUGCCAGAGAAUUAUACAACUGAAGAUGAAAUGGCCUUAAAAACCUAUGAAGAUAUAUUAGCAACAGCAAUUUUAAACAAGGUUAUUGAAAAAUACCAGGCUCACAGGUUUCAUAACGGUUCAGCCAUAGAUGGCAACAGCAACAUCCUCAGUUCCAGCUACUCCACAGUGUCCAUGGAGCAACAAACAAAAUACAUAAGUUCUCUGGAGAUAGGAGUAAAGAAGGUCGAUGAUGAAAGUAUUUCAUCAAAAGAUGUUAGUGAAUCUGAUUCAGAUGAAAUACAGUGGAAAAAAUCAGAACUAACAGAUCCCUCACUUUCUCUAACUAUAGAGGAACGUAUUGAGGAGGUUACCACUUAUAGUAAUUCUGAAUGUGAAGAUGACAAUGGUGACUCUGAUGAGAAGUUAUUUGUACCUGAUUUGAAGUUACUGCAAAGACGAGUACCAUUUCCAGAGUUCGGCAUGGAUAUUGUUGAAGGUGAAGCUGCUGGAAAUAAUGAGGAUGGAAAUGAUAACUUUUCUGAUAGUUCAACAGACCACAAGCCAACGGACAUUGUAAGCCCUGUGGAAUCAUGGGAAGAGAACUGGUUGUUCCAGCGUCGGCGCCUAAAGGCUGGUGGAGCGUCAACUCAGAUGCCUGUACCAAUGUUGGUUCCUAACCCGAGUGAGGAAUUCAGAGCCCUAAUUGGGGACAGAGAUGCUGAGGACAUCUCUGACUUAUCAGAGUGCAGUGACAGUGCUUUGGAAGAAACAGUGUUAGCUGAUGUUGAAGAUGAUGAAGACAAAAAUCACGAGGAUGCUCAAGUCAUCAGAAAUAAUGUGCAGCUUCCCGUGCUGCCGGAUAUAGGAGAAACGUCUGAUUUUGAUAUUCUGAAAGAAGAAAGUAUUGAGAUAAAAUCUCAUAGCAACAACAGCAGUGAAUUACUGAUAAGGAUAACGGGACCUGAAGAUGAAGAAGGGAGCUCUACCCUAGAUGCAGAUUUGGAUAUCAGAGAAGCAACAAACUUGGAGCUAAUGAAAGCAUCAAUCGACUGUUCAUCCGAGUUUGGCCAGAAGGACAGUGAAUAUACAGAAGAUUACGAUGCUGUAACACGGCGCCAGAUAGAUAGUUUAACAAACCUGAGUGAACCAGAGUCAACCACACCUCCAGUGCCAAAACCAAGAUCAAUGGUGCCAACUGAUGAGCCUUCGAAUAUAGAUGCAGAGGAACCAUUGGCAGAGUCUGAUGACGCUGUGACUUCUUCUGUAGUGGAUGAGGAGACAUCAGCUCUUGCGGCUCCACCUCGGCCAGGUACAGAAAACUCUGAUGGAAACUGCACGCUUCCUUGCACAGGUACAAUUGCAGAAAGGGAACACAAGAAAUGGGAAACUGCUCCACCUUUGCCAAAUAAUCCAUACUCGCCAGAAAACAUUUCAAAACGACUCAGCAACAGAAUGAAGCUCUCAAGCAGCCAGAGCAGUAGCAGUGAGGCAUCUGUGGAGUUUCCAGACCUACAAGAUGAGAAUAUGGUGCCACGUCCCAUUGCAGAACCUCUCCAUAUUGUCUGUGCUCCACAAGAUCUUGACUUUAAGCGGUACGGGAGAGAUUAUUAUGUAAAUUCCAAAACACCAGAGCCUGAAAAAAAAUCACAGCCACCCAGUCGGCACAUGGCAAGAGAACAAACACCAAGAAAUAAUACAUCCCAGGUCAACAACGUUAGCAUUGCUCAAGUUCGUGAACCCAUUUCUGAAACAAAGAAGGCGCUUGAAGCACAGUGUGAGACUAACAACACGGCAAUGGAAACUUCUGUAAGUGUCAAGGAGGAGGCACCUCAUAAUAACACUGAGAAGGUACCAGUAUCGGACAGAAAGAGUUCUGUUAACUAUGAGAGUGAUCCUGAAAUUCCGGCUCCUGGAACAGUGAUAAGUGAAAUUGCUCGUUGGCAGAGUGUCAUCAAUGAAACUGAACAACUCUGGAUGAAAAAUGCAGAGGCUGUAAUGUCAGACAAUUCCAACAACUUACAUAAAAUUGAAAUUGUGAAAAAUGAUAGCAAAAGCAGAAGUAUUAAUACUAAUAAAAGUGAAAUUAGACCAAAAAUUGCAGAAAUUUACCUUCAAGAGAUUAGCAAAACAAAAACAAAAGAAGACCUGAAUGGAAAAACUGUGAAUAAUGUUGAGACAUAUGAAGAUGAUAUAAACAGUUUACGACAGAACAGGAUUGUGAAAACUAAGGUUUCAAGUAUGAAUCGCCAGGAGAGCAGCAACACACACAGUACACAGAAAGAUGUUGGAGAAGCAUACACACAAGAGAUAAACAGCUUAAGACAAAAUGGAGGAAUUAAGAAUAAAAUUUCAAAUAUAAGUGUUUCAGACAAUAAUAAUAUUAAUGGAACGAGAGGGCUUGAUAACACUGUUGAAGUAAAACAUAAAAUUCAUGAGACAGCAAGGACUUUUGUUCAACACAAUGACAAUACAAAACAAAACGGAAAUGUUAAAAUGAGAACAGGUGCUCAUAAUUAUCAAAUAAACAACAGCAGCAACCCAAAGGAAAAUAAAGUGACAUCUGAAACACCACAACAAACUAUCCAAAAUGGACACAGCAAACGAAAUGUUAAACCAGUGCCAAAACCAAGAACAGAAGGAAACAUUGAUAUAGUUCACUUGAAAACAAAUAUCAGUGAGACAGUUUCACAUAUUGAGAUUGUGAACAAAAGUCCAGAAAUAACUGUUAGCACAGCAUCAGAUAACAGUGAAAGCGAUGUAAAUAAUACAUUUAGACAAGCAAUGAAAGAACGACAUUUACAUUCAUCAUGUAAACAAGAUACGAUGUCGGUAACAAGUGAAGGCAGUAUAAAUUCAUCAGAUAGUGAAGUCUACAAUCUCUUGCCAUCUGUGAAACGAUUAGCCAAACAGUUCCAAGGAAUGCAUGAGAGUGACUCAUCAGCUUCUUCAGUCAAGUGUCCAAGCCCUGUGCCGAUGUGGAAUCGAACAGAUGGGAAGCUGAAGACAGCGUCAACUCCAGAGAGACUCACCCCAGAUGCAACCCCUCCUAUGGAGGGCCCCAUGAGUGGAAGACACAACCUAAGCCCAAAUCAUGCAACGCGAGAGGUACACAGCCUGACAGCAAGGAGUAUCUCCAGGGAGUUUCGUGAAGGCCUCAAACGAAACUUGCCAGCGCAGAUGGAUCGAAACUUGUACACUCAUGGACAUGAUUCGAGCCAGUCUCCACCGAGAAGCAUUCAGAGGAACAGUGUGAUUAGACAGGAGGAUGACUCAACACCUGGAUACACUUCAGAUGACAGCAGCUUCCUCUCAUCCUCACCUCCAAAUGAACUGCAAGUGGAACAGAAGACUAUAUCAGUUUCAAUGCCGUCUCUGAACGAAAAGCCUAGGGCAAAGACUUUGCAAUCUAGCAUCGCAUUUUGGGAGCAACUGCAACAUAAAUGAACAUCAAUACUGUGAAAUCCACUCAUCCUACUGACAUUACAAAAGCUUAUACGAUUUGUUUCGCAAACAUCUUGAUUUACCGAGUACCAUUACAUGUGGUAUCUCUUCAUAUCUGAGAUUAUGACAUACUUGUAUAAUCAUAAAUAAACUGCCCAUCAGUAUUACUUUUUCUUCGCCAUGUAUACUGAUAGAUAUUACACAGACCACUUUAUUUUCCAAUUACUUCACAUUCUCUGUGUAAUUAAAUAAAUGAGUGAAAAAGUGACCAGAUGCUUUAAGCAUAACUAGCCACUCAUAAGGUUUCCUUUUAUAGACAAAUCUCUGUGAACUUUGAAAAUCAUAUAUUUUAUUUCUGGAUGAUCUUUCAUUAUUUCACAGUGAUACCUUAUCAUUCAAGACUGUUAAUCAAUGAAGUAGUAUAGUUUGUAAGUGCCAAACAGAUAUUAUUGUUUUACUUCUGAAAGAUUCCAAAGAUUAUGUGCCUUUGUAAACAGGUGUAUUAGUACACAAUGUGUAUAUUAUGUAUAUCAU